GUGUUUCAGUCUGAAGCCGUUGGCUGCUACUGAACCGUUUGGCUCUAUUCUCUACGAGCGAGCAAACCUACAAUCUAGACCCACUGUCCAUCCUGCUCAUUUUAAGGGGAUUUACCAACGUAUAUGCCCGUGUAUCCAAAACACAUCGGCCAUUGGGGAUUUCUAGCAUCGAUUGGCCCGGUGUGGAGGCCGUUAUAACGCGUUUUCGGGGUUUAAUCAGAGCUAGAAAACAACGGUGGAGGAGGAGGAGAUUCCAUAUCAGGAGCACAGAGGAGAAGGCACCCCCGUGUGUGAUUUGGAGCUUCUGGCUGUGGGCUCAUGGUUCCAGGUGCGAACUGACCAUACUGGUGGUGCAUACAGACUUACUACUGUGGUUAGGUGUGUGUGUGCUGAACUCAUGGUGUAACAGGAGUAAAGAUGAGCAUUAGCAGUGAUGAGGUCAACUUCCUGGUCUACAGAUACCUACAGGAGUCAGGGUUCUCCCACUCAGCCUUUACAUUUGGUAUAGAGAGUCACAUCAGCCAAUCCAACAUCAAUGGUGCUCUGGUUCCCCCUGCUGCCCUCAUCAGCAUCAUUCAAAAGGGCCUGCAGUACGUUGAGGCUGAAGUGAGCAUUAAUGAGGACGGGACGUUAUUUGAUGGGCGGCCCAUUGAGUCUCUGUCCUUGAUCGAUGCAGUAAUGCCAGAUGUCGUUCAGACACGGCAGCAGGCCUACCGGGACAAGAUGGCCCAGCAGCAGGCUGCAGCUUCAGCACCCGCAUCUGCCACUGGAGGCAGCAUCACAGGCAAUGCUAAGAACGGAGAGAAUACUGCCAACGGGGAGGAGAACGGAGCCCACGCCUUAGCAAACAACCAUGCAGACCUGAUGGAGGUGGAUGGAGAUGUGGAGAUCCCUCAGAACAAGGCCAUGGUCCUGAGGGGCCAUGAGUCAGAGGUCUUCAUCUGUGCCUGGAACCCCGUCAGUGAUCUGCUGGCAUCUGGGUCCGGUGAUUCAACCGCACGUAUCUGGAACCUAAGCGAGAACAGUACAAGCAGCUCCACACAGCUCGUCCUCAGACACUGCAUACGAGAGGGUGGCCAGGACGUUCCUAGCAACAAAGAUGUCACCUCUCUAGACUGGAAUAGUGAGGGGACGCUGUUAGCCACCGGCUCUUACGAUGGCUUUGCAAGAAUUUGGACGAAGGACGGUAACCUGGCCAGUACGCUUGGGCAACACAAAGGUCCCAUUUUUGCCCUUAAAUGGAAUAAAAAAGGCAAUUUUAUCCUGAGUGCAGGCGUAGAUAAGACAACAAUAAUUUGGGAUGCUCACACAGGAGAAGCCAAGCAACAGUUUCCCUUCCACUCAGCUCCAGCACUAGAUGUGGAUUGGCAAAGCAACAACACAUUUGCUUCCUGUAGCACAGACAUGUGCAUUCAUGUUUGUAAACUAGGACAGGACAGACCCAUUAAAACAUUCCAGGGACACACAAAUGAAGUAAAUGCAAUCAAGUGGGAUCCCACAGGGAAUCUGCUAGCCUCCUGCUCAGAUGACAUGACACUGAAGAUUUGGAGUAUGAAACAGGACACAUGUGUUCAUGAUCUUCAAGCCCACAGCAAAGAAAUCUACACCAUCAAAUGGAGUCCCACCGGCCCUGGAACCAACAACCCCAGUGCUAAUCUAAUGUUAGCUAGUGCAUCUUUUGACUCCACAGUUCGUUUGUGGGACGUGGAGAGAGGCAUCUGUAUCCAUACACUGACUAAACACCAAGAGCCAGUGUACAGCGUGGCUUUCAGCCCUGAUGGUCGACAUCUGGCCAGUGGCUCCUUUGACAAGUGUGUGCACAUCUGGAAUACUCAGACGGGCGCUUUAGUCCACAGUUACAGAGGGACAGGUGGAAUCUUCGAGGUCUGCUGGAACGCAGCAGGAGACAAAGUAGGAGCCAGCGCGUCAGACGGAUCUGUAUGUGUACUAGACCUUCGGAAAUAGUGCUGCAUUGGAAGCCAUGGACCGACCAUGAAUGUGUACAUAGCCAAAUGACUGUCCCUGCCUGCCGUGCGUACUGCUCAUGCUUACGACUAUGGACCCGCCCACUGAUGGACAGGAAGCAGGAACCAGGAACACGAUGCAAGCACUG
Molecule: messenger RNA, 2113 nt
Organism: Betta splendens (Siamese fighting fish)
Lineage: Eukaryota; Metazoa; Chordata; Actinopteri; Anabantiformes; Osphronemidae
Gene: tbl1xr1a
Product: TBL1X/Y related 1a
Exons: 16
Coding region: 418-1965 (515 amino acids)
Biological process (GO): regulation of transcription by RNA polymerase II
Cellular component (GO): histone deacetylase complex
Molecular function (GO): transcription corepressor activity; protein binding
Source: RefSeq, a predicted model, not a curated record